AUGGGGGCUCUAUGCACGGGUCACUGGGGGAGGGAGGCCUGGGAGCCCCCUAUUCCAGCUGGGGAGCGCCCAGCCCCCAGGAGCCCGCUGCCCCUCCCCUCGCAGGACGCCGCGCGCAGCAGGAGGCGGAGGAGGGCGCUGCUGCACGCCUCGCUCUGCGCCUCUCCCGGCUGCGGGGCCGCCAUGUCUCCGCUGCGCUGGGGCGCUUGGCUGCUGCUGCUCGCCGGCCCCGCAGCCUCCACCGCCAGCCCGGCAGACGAGAGCGGCGGGGCGCGGGGAGGGGGCCGAGGGGACGGGGAACGCGGGGCCCGGGACGAGCCGCAGCGGCAGCACCACGACUCCUCGUACGGCACCUUCGCCAGCGAGUUCUACGACCUGCGCUACCUCUCCGAGGAGGGUUACCCUUUCCCUACUGCUCCUCCUGUGGAUCCAUUUGCAAAAAUUAGAGUGGAUGAUUGUGGAAAAACCAAGGGAUGCUUUAGGUAUGGUAAACCUGGAUGUAAUGCCGAGACUUGUGACUAUUUUCUCAGUUAUCGUAGAAUAGGAGCUGAUGUAGAGUUCGAGUUGAGUGCUGACACUGAUGGCUGGGUGGCAGUAGGAUUUUCUUCAGACAAGAAAAUGGGCGGAGAUGAUGUCAUGGCUUGUGUUCAUGAUGAUAAUGGAAGGGUCCGAAUACAGCACUUUUAUAAUGUUGGUCAGUGGGCUAAAGAGAUCCAGCGAAAUCCAGCUAGAGAUGAAGAAGGGAUUUUUGAAAACAACCGUGUGACUUGUCGAUUUAAACGUCCUGUGUAUGUUCCCAGAGAUGAAACUAUUGUAGAUCUUCACUUGAGCUGGUACUAUUUGUUUGCUUGGGGUCCAGCAAUUCAGGGUUCUAUAACUCGGCAUGACAUAGACUCACCGCCUGUAUCAGAGCGUGUUGUCAGUAUUUACAAGUAUGAAGACAUUUUUAUGCCAUCAGCUGCCUAUCAAACCUUUUCUUCUCCAUUCUGUUUGCUUCUUAUUGUUGCACUGACCUUUUAUUUAUUGAUGGGAACCCCAUGA
Emys orbicularis (European pond turtle) is the source of this 1041-nucleotide messenger RNA. It is a transcript of the gene FRRS1L, whose product is annotated as ferric chelate reductase 1 like. NCBI's taxonomy places the organism in Eukaryota, Metazoa, Chordata, Testudines, Emydidae. The transcript has 5 exons. The record is from RefSeq and is a predicted model, not a curated record. Bases 1 to 1041 code for a protein of 346 amino acids. Gene Ontology annotation, biological process: regulation of glutamate receptor signaling pathway; regulation of postsynaptic membrane neurotransmitter receptor levels.